AAUUAUGAAUAUUAAAUGCAGCUGUGUAUGUGUGCCGCUGACUUGGCUAAACAACAAUUACACUAGUGCAAUGCAGUUAAAACAUUAGUAAGCUUACUAAACACUUGCCGCAGCAUAAUAGUUAACGCUCCAGUUUGUUAGUGUGUGUGUGUGUGCCGUUUGACAAAUUAAAAUGCAUAAAUUAUGAAUAAAACGUAGCGUUACGUGCGUGACAACAAAUAAUUUGUUAUUAUUAUAAUGCAUGUGGGCAGCUAAAACAAAAACGAAAAAACGCUUACGAAUUUCGCUAACUUUGCAACAAGGUGUAACUUUAAUAUUGCAGACAAGGCCAAUUCAGUUGAAAACAGCAACGCACAGAAAUAAAAUGAAAACAACUAAAUAUGCCAAGUGCCGGCAGUGCCAACAACAACAACAACAACAAUGGCUCUAAGGUAAAGCUGCUUGCUUUUCAUUGCCAACAACGUUGACUUCCUGCCCACAAAGCAUAUUAAGCUCUAGCCAGCAGCAGUAGCAACAACAGCAACAACAACAACGAGUAAGAGAACGACAAGGCAAAUAACAGGAAAAUGAAUCGACAAUAGCAACAGCAACAGCAACAGCAGCAAUUUGUAUUAGUUCUCGCAUACAAAGCAGAGCGAGUGCAAGGCUCAAGGGAGUGAACGGAAAAACGCUUGCAAAUAGACAAAACGCAAAUAGCUAAACAAACAACGAGGUCGCACGCAUGUAAAUGUAACCAGCACACAAAGAGAUAGACAAAUACUUGCAUGUCUGUGUGUGUGUGUUUGUGUGUGUCUAUGUGUGUGUGUAUAGCGCAUAAUAAGUAGAGUAAACAGCAAAAGGAGCGCAUGGAAAAUAAAAAUAAAUAGCAAGCGACAACUAAAAGGAGCAAAUAAACAGCAGGACGCAGCAGCGAGGCAAGAGCCUGACGCGUUCCCUCGUUGGCGGUCAACUCAAAUUUAUUGCAGUGCACAAAUGAGCCAACAACAACAACAGCAAACUAAAACGCAAAGCAAACAGCAGUAAAAGCAGCCAGCACAAAAGCAAGAGCGAGAAAGUGUAGCGAAAGAAAAAUAACCAAAAAUUGGGAAGCAAAUUGAAAAAUUAAAGUUUUACCAGCAAACGACGAAAGCGACGACGACGACGACGAAAAGAAGAAAAACUUGCAAAAAAGGCGCCACAAAGUGUUACAAGCGCCAACAACAACAACAACAACGAAAAGAAAAGCGUAAAGCAGCGUGAGGAGCGAGCGAACACAUUAAUGCAACAAAAUGGGUGCAACUUUGAAUAGACGACGACGGAGCCUGCAACUGAACUUGAGCAGCUGCCAGUUGAGUCUGCAGCUCGCUUUGAUGUUGGCCACAACGCUGUGCAGCGUGACAGUGGAGAGCUUGACGAUGACGGAAAUUCGCAUACCAAAGCAUAUUAUGCGCCAUGAGGACGCUGUGCUGGGCUGUAAAUUUGAUUUGGACGGCGAGUCGCUGUACUCGGUGAAAUGGUAUAAGGAUGGCUUCGAAUUCUAUCGCUAUGUGCCAAGGGAUAUGCCACCUGGACAGGUGUUUCCGCUGCCAGGCGUCGAUGUGGAGCUACAAAACUCCACAGACGUGUCCGUUGUUUUGCGCUCGGUUAGUCUGCAGUCCUCAGGACGCUAUCGCUGCGAAGUGUCCGGCGAGGCGCCUUCGUUCCAGACAGUUUCCGGUCAUGAGGACAUGAUUGUUGUGGUAACGCCACGACGUGGGCCAGAAAUCACAGGCGGUCAGCCGCGUUAUCAAAUUGGCGACAUGGUGCGCGUCAAUUGCACGUCGAAGCCCUCGAAGCCGGUAUGUCAUCUCAGCUGGCUGAUUAACGGUAUGCACGCGAACCGUUCUCUGCUGCGCCCCUACGAGCCGCUGGUGGUGGGACGCGAGGGCUUGGAGGUGGCGCGCCUUGGCCUGGAGUUCCGUGUGCGCGCAUGACAUUUCAAACACGGCGACAUGAAGCUAAAGUGUGUCGCCAAAAUCUCUUCGGUGUACUGGCAGAGCAAUGAGGAGAGCGUGGAGAGCGACAAGCAUCAGCGCAUACCAGUGCUCGAGUCAAGGGAAACGGUGCGUCAGCAAGACAAAUCACUGGAAGACAAGCAGCUUAAGAAGAGUCGUCGUCCAGCAGCGGCCACGUCUGUGGCAUCGGCGGCGGCGGCGGCGUCAAGCGCGAGUGCGUCACGCGCAUUAGCAGGCAAAUCCAUAGCUCGCAUUUCGCUCUAUGCACUGCCCGUUCUAAUAGCAUUUCUGUGUUGCUGUGCGAGCAACAAUUGGUUAACGGUUAAUCCGCUCACGCCCACAAGCACUAACAAGCACGGACACGAACACGGACACGUUCGCGGACACGGACACGGACACGGACUGCAAUUAAGCGAUGCCAUGCAAGCUUUGGCCAGAUAACAAUUAAGGAUGAUGUAUGGGCCAAAGGCAAUGCGAGAUGCUGUUGCUGCAGCUGCUUGCGCGUGUGAGUGUAAAUAUUUGAACUUCGCCAAUACACAGCACAGAGUUGAAAAAAUGAAUACACAUUAAGUAUACGCUGCAGACAAUUUAUAGCCCAGCACACAGCGAGCUCAUGUAAAUAAAUUUAGCAUAAAUUGUGUGCGUCGCUUAGAAAUCUGCUCAAAGAUAAAUAAAUAUGCGUAAAUAAUUGAAUGCAUAUUUAAUUAGCAGCUAAGCGCAUAAGUAGCCAAAUAUUUAAGAUAAGCUUAGACAAUUCUUAAAUAGUAAAAAUGCUUGUUGUAGUGAAAACAAAUGAAUUUGUUUGCUUGCUGUUGUAUGUAAAAGAAAAUUAGGCAAUUAAAAUAUAUAAAUGUAAGCUAAGCAUUAUAAACUAAGCUGCUUAAAGUUUUAAGCGCUGCUUAAUUCAACUCAAAUUGUAUAAAUUCCUACGAAUUCUCUUUUUAAAUUAAAUGUAAAUUAAAUGCACAUCACUCAUAACUAGCGCAUAUCCCUGCAAACAUAUUAAAUGUUAAACAAUUGUUAAAUGUUUAGAUUAAGCCGCAAAGCAAUUUGCUUAAUAUGCAACGCAUAGCUCUAAGUUGUAGCACACUGUAAAAUAA
Drosophila busckii is the source of this 3073-nucleotide messenger RNA. RefSeq lists its product as uncharacterized. The record is from RefSeq and is a predicted model, not a curated record. The transcript is spliced from 7 exons. Lineage: Eukaryota; Metazoa; Arthropoda; Insecta; Diptera; Drosophilidae.